GGAAGGGGGAGCGGCGGCGUUGCGGGCGUUGCAGCCGGUGCCGGACUAUGGUGCGCCUCGGCCGGGGCUGACAGGCAGGCGGCCCCCGGCGCACGGGCGGCGAGAGCUGCCGGGGGAGCAUGAGCUGCGCCCAGGCCGGCAUCCUCCAGGUGAAAAUAGAAAGAGAAUUUGACAAGAAAUUACAGCAACUGUCAUAUCUUGUUGUGUCCCACCGUCUUCUGCAAAUCUUCUUACUUAAAGGAAUUGAUGCGCGUACAAUUGGCGGGUCAUUAUGCUGCUCCACCUGUGUAGUGUUAAGAAUCUGUACCAAAACAGGUUCCUGGGCCUGGCAGCCAUGGCGUCUCCAUCAAGGAACUCACAAAAUCGGCGCCGGUGCAAAGAGCCCCUCAGAUACAGCUAUAACCCUGACCAGUUCCAUAACAUGGACAUCAGGAACAAUUCCCACGAGACGGUCACUAUUCCUAGGUCUACCAGUGACACGGACCUUGUCACUUCAGACAGCCGAUCUACCCUGAUGGUCAGCAGCUCCUACUAUUCCAUCGGGCACUCACAGGACCUAGUGAUAUACUGGGAUAUAAAGGAGGAAGUGGAUGCAGGGGACUGGAUUGGCAUGUAUCUCAUUGAUGAAGUUUUGUCCGAAAACUUUUUGGACUACAAGAACCGUGGUGUCAAUGGCUCUCAUCGUGGUCAGAUUGUCUGGAAGAUUGAUGCUAGUUCUUACUUUGUGGAGCCUGAAACAAAGAUCUGCUUCAAGUACUAUCAUGGCGUGAGCGGGGCACUACGAGCCACAACUCCAAGUGUCACAGUGAAAAACAACGCAGCUCCCCAGAUUUUUAAAAGCAUCACCAAUGAAGAUUCAAUCCAGGGACAGGGAAGUCGGAGACUGAUAAGCUUUUCAUUGUCAGAUUUCCAGGCUUUUGGUCUGAAGAAAGGAAUGUUCUUCAAUCCAGAUCCUUACUUGAAGAUUUCCAUCCAGCCUGGAAAACAUAGCAUCUUUCCAGCGCUUCCUCAUCAUGGACAGGAGAAAAGAUCGAAGAUCAUUUGUAAUACGGUUAACCCAAUCUGGCAAGGAGAGCAAUUCAGCUUUGUCUCCCUGCCCACGGAUGUCCUGGAAAUAGAAGUUAAGGACAAAUUUGCGAAGAGCCGACCAAUCAUCAAGCGUUUCCUGGGAAAACUCUCUAUGCCAGUUCAGCGCCUCUUGGAAAGACAUGCCAUAGGGGACAGGGUUGUAAGCUACACUCUUGGUCGCAGGCUUCCUACAGAUCAUGUCAGUGGCCAGCUGCAGUUCCGAUUUGAGAUAACUUCUUCUAUCCAUCCAGAUGAUGAAGAGGUCUCCAUUAGUGCAGAUCCUGAGCCAGCUGACCUCCAGGAAAGCCCUGUGAACAACCCCGCAGAGGAAAGCCUCGGUGAGCCUCCAUGCAUCAACACGGUGACCUCAGAAAACACAGCUCCAGAAGAGCUAAAUGGAUACAGUGUGAACAGUAUGGAUAGCCCAGGGGCUGUCAAACCACCUGGGGAAGUCAACCAGAACAACGUUAAGGAAGAGCUAGCAGGAGAUGGGGAGGUUGAUACGGUGCCAGUUCCUGAGCCCUUGGAAUCCAUCCCAGGAGAAGUGCUGCCUUCUUUGAGUGCCACGGACCUCACGGAGCAACUGGCUCUGCUGGCUUGCAUGUCUCCUCCUGAGACUGAAGCUAGGGAAACCCACAAAGUCAAUUCUGGUUCUCAGGAAGAUGGAGUCUUGAAUAGCAUAGAAUCUUUAGAUGUCAAUGAGGUGAGUGCAGAUGUGCAAGCUGGCAAGGAUCUACAGAAGAGUCAGGAAGAAGGAGCUUCAGCCCGGGAGGAGGAAGACAGCAAGCUCCAGCUGAGGACCACAGCAAAGAGGAAAACCAGACCAUGCUCCUUGCCUGUGUCUGAACUUGAGACAGUUAUAGCUUCAGCUUGUGGUGAGCCAGAGACCCCUCGCACACAUUAUAUACGGAUCCACAACCUGCUCCACAGCCUGCCCUCAGCACAGAUGAGCAGCGAUGGGGAAGAAGAGCAAGAUGGUGGCAAUGGUGGGGAGAACGAUGAAGAGUCCACAGUCAAGGAGGCAUUGGAUAAGGAGGUGGUCAGUGAGAGUGAGACAAUGGCAGCAGAGCCUCCUCUGGAAAAUGAGGUCGAAGAGAACUUCAGCCAAUGCACGGUGCCUCCCAGGACCUUGGACGAGCAACUCUCUGACUUAAAUGAUGGGCUGUUGGAUGGGGAACACCCCAGGACAGGAAGCGAGAGCGAGUCGAGCUCCAGGCCCAAUGGCGACAACGAAUGUGAGGCGUGCGACACUUCCUGCUACAGCCCCUCCUGCUAUAGCACCUCCUGCUACAGCACCUCCUGCUACAGCACCUCUUGCUACAGCACCUCCUGCUAUGACAGUAACAAUCGCUUCUCCAGCCAUACCCGCUUCUCCUCUGUCGACAGUGCAAAGAUUUCUGAGAGCACGGUCUUUUCCUCACAAGAUGAUGAGGAGGAGGAGAACAGUGCUUUUGAGUCAGUGCCAGAUUCAGUACAGAGCCCUGAGCUGGACAGGGAGCAAGUGGAUGGCUCCUCCCAGUGGCCAGAUGAACUAGUAGCUCAUGGUGGGAAUCCACAAAGAGCCACAGAAAGUCUAGACACCCCAAUAGCAGGUCCAAGCAGCAGAAGAGAAGGUGAUUGUCCUUUACUCCAUAAUUCUCAGCCAGUCAGCCAGCUUCCUUCUCUGAGGCCUGACCAUCAUCACUACCCAACUAUCGAUGAGCCUCUUCCACCAAAUUGGGAAGCUCGGAUAGACAGCCACGGGAGAGUAUUCUAUGUCGAUCACGUCAACCGAACCACCACGUGGCAGCGCCCCACAGCCGCAGCAACACCAGAUGGGAUCCACAGGUCUGGCUCUAUCCAGCAAAUGGAGCAGCUGAACCGGCGAUAUCAAAAUAUCCAGCGAACUAUUGCAACGGAGCGGACUGAAGAUGAUGGUGUAGUAAACAGGGUGGAGAGAGUUCCCACUGGAGGAGGAAGUGACUCUGAGGCAGAGCCUUCCCAACCAAGCUCAGAGAUUAGGAGGGAAGGUUCACUUUCUCCUGUGAAUUCCCAAAAAAUCACCUUACUGCUGCAGUCUCCAGCUGUGAAGUUUAUCACCAAUCCCGAGUUCUUCACUGUGCUGCAUGCAAACUAUAGUGCCUAUCGAGUCUUUACUAACAGUACCUGCUUGAAGCAUAUGAUUCUGAAGAUACGUAGAGAUGCUCGUAAUUUUGAGCGCUAUCAGCACAACAGAGACCUGGUAAAUUUUAUAAAUAUGUUUGCUGACACCCGACUAGAACUUCCUCGUGGCUGGGAGAUAAAAACUGACCAGCAGGGCAAGUCUUUCUUCGUUGACCACAACAGCCGUGCUACCACUUUCAUAGAUCCCAGGAUCCCACUGCAGAACGGUCGUCUCCCUAAUCACCUGACUCACAGGCAACAUCUUCAGCGACUUCGUAGCUACAGUGCUGGAGAGGCCUCUGAAGUCUCUCGGAACAGAGGAGUUACUCUGUUGGCCAGACCAGGCAAUAGUCUUGUAACAGCUAUCCGAAACCAGCAUCAUCAUGAGACAUUACCUCUGGCUUACAAUGACAAGAUUGUUGCAUUUCUACGCCAACCCAACAUUUUUGAGAUGCUGCAGGAGCGUCAGCCCAGCUUGGCCAGAAACCAUGCACUCAGGGAGAAGAUCCAUUAUAUUCGGACAGAGGGUACACAUGGGCUUGAAAAGUUGUCUUGUGAUGCAGAUUUAGUAAUUCUGCUGAGCCUUUUUGAGGAAGAUAUUAUGUCCUACAUACCACUGCAGGCCGCUUUCCAUCCUGGUUACAGUUUCUCUCCUCGCUGUUCACCCUGCUCAUCACCCCAAAAUUCUCCAGGACUCCAGCGAGCAAGUGCAAGAGCACCAUCUCCAUACAGGAGGGAUUUUGAAGCCAAGCUACGCAAUUUCUAUCGAAAACUUGAAGCCAAAGGAUAUGGGCAAGGUCCAGGUAAAAUUAAGUUAAUUAUACGGCGUGACCACUUGCUGGAAGGCACCUUCAACCAGGUAAUGGCAUAUUCACGCAAGGAGCUCCAGCGGAACAAACUCUACGUCACGUUUGUUGGCGAGGAAGGGCUGGACUACAGUGGCCCCUCACGAGAAUUCUUCUUCCUUCUGUCUCAGGAGCUCUUCAAUCCCUAUUAUGGGCUGUUUGAGUAUUCAGCCAAUGACACUUAUACUGUACAGAUCAGCCCCAUGUCUGCCUUUGUUGAAAAUCACCUAGAAUGGUUCAGGUUCAGUGGUCGUAUUCUUGGCCUGGCGCUCAUUCAUCAGUACCUUCUUGAUGCUUUCUUCACAAGGCCGUUCUACAAAGCACUGCUAAGGCUGCCGUGUGAUUUAAGUGACUUAGAGUACCUGGAUGAAGAGUUCCAUCAGAGCUUGCAGUGGAUGAAGGAUAAUAACAUCACCGAUAUCCUGGAUCUCACCUUCACAGUGAACGAGGAGGUGUUUGGACAGGUGACAGAGAGAGAGUUGAAAUCUGGAGGGGCAAAUACAGCAGUGACAGAAAAGAACAAAAAAGAGUACAUUGAGAGAAUGGUUAAGUGGCGAGUGGAACGAGGAGUGGUUCAGCAAACAGAGGCCCUGGUCCGUGGCUUCUACGAAGUUGUAGACUCCAGGCUUGUCUCUGUUUUUGAUGCCAGAGAACUGGAGCUGGUUAUAGCUGGCACUGCAGAAAUAGAUCUCAAUGACUGGCGUAACAACACAGAAUAUCGUGGAGGUUACCACGAUGGACACAUAGUAAUACGAUGGUUCUGGGCAGCAGUAGAGAGAUUUAACAAUGAGCAGAGACUCCGGUUGUUGCAGUUUGUCACUGGAACAUCAAGUGUGCCAUACGAGGGCUUUGCAGCUCUCCGAGGGAGCAAUGGACUUCGUCGCUUCUGUAUAGAGAAGUGGGGAAAAAUAACCUCCCUCCCAAGGGCACACACGUGUUUCAACCGUUUGGAUCUUCCACCUUACCCCUCAUAUUCUAUGCUGUAUGAAAAGCUGUUGACAGCUGUUGAAGAAACUAGCACCUUUGGACUUGAAUGAGGGGGUUCAGGCACUUCUGGUGUUUCUCUGGCUGUUGAUGUCAUCUUUCCUCUCCAACAUCAUUUGAUCUUGGUUUCCCAUGUUUUUAUUUUUGAAAACAAAAAAAAAUCAAGAUUGACAAAAGCUGUGCAUGAAGAACUGCCACUCUCUAAGAUCUAACCUUCAUGCUUUCAUCCUGUUUCCAAUGGACUGCUAGUCUGUAUGCAAUAGAAAAACAACUGUCUCAAGGUUUCUGUAUAUCUCUACAUACCUCCAUUAAUAACAAUGAAAAUACAAAUGCAAGUUACACUACACUUGACCAAAUGUUAAUAAAUGUUUACUUCCACCUACGUUGAUUAAAAAAUAAAAAAAAAAACUCAUCAAGCAUUCCAAGCUUUUAUAUGCCCACAUCUGCUAAAUCAAUCCACAGCCCAUCUUACUUCUUAACAGUUGAAUCCAGUACUAGGAGCUGGUCAAAUACAUCUUCAUCCAUCCUUGUUUUCCCUGUACAUAUUGUCCAUCUGAGAGACACCUAUGAACAAAACUGAAUUUUUUAUAUACGAACUCAUGAUCCACAUCAGUUGCAUCAGCUGGAACUGGCCCAGAUUCAUGGUGCAGAUAAGACCUUCAAAAACUAAAAAACAAAAACAAAAAACCUGUAAUGCAAUGCAAAGCAUAACAGCGAUUGUUACGAUUGUUCCUUGCCAGUACUGGAGAGAACUUGCACUUCAGAGAUAUUGGGAGGGGCAUCUCUAUUGUUAUGUUUACCACACAAGAAGCACAAGAUUGUGCACUCUAAAGAAGGAUCUCUUAUUAUGUAGCAUAAAGACAAGGCUCCCUUACCUUAGUAUCGUAUAUGACAAGGCAAAGGGGAAAUAAGAAGAAUGUUCUAAUCUUAUGAAUACCCGUGGAUUCUGUUUACCAGAUCUUUGUUUUCUGAUGUUUAAAAUGCUCCUUUCCAAAUGAGAAGUCUAGACAAUCCCAUCCCCUGUGUCAGAAGCCAUUUAUUUUCUGUCAGACUGGGCUAAUCUAUGGUUGCUGGUGGUGGUUUUCAGUUAUGUCAUUUUUCUUUUCUUGUUCAGUGCAAAUCUCCAUAACCUCAAGAGUGGCUGAAGACAGAAGGUUUUAGUCUAGGGUCUAUGGAAUGAGAAGCUGCAGUGAAUGGGGGUGCUUGUCAGGGAUGAAGGGGACUGUAACUCUCAUACUGUGAAAAAUUUGUUGUACUUCCUCCUAGAGUAAGCCCAGAGGCCCUCCAGCCGUGUUAGGUACUACUAAACUUAAGAUGGAUCUCGUAUCACUUCAGGCAGAACCCUCUUCAAUUUGACGUACUUUGCAUUCCAACUCUGAAACCAGGGAACGAAAAGAAAACAGCAGGCUUGUCUUUGGAUGGCGUUUGCUGUGGUUAUUACAGUCUCACUGCUCUGAUUGUGUUCUACUUAUUAAUAUUUGCCGCCCUUGUUUUCCAAGACUAAUCUCAGAUUGAAAGUGUUUGUCUUAACUGGGAAAAGGAAGUAAGAAGUAUCUUUACUUCUGACGCCAAACACAUUAAAGGAUCCGUGAAAUAGGAAGUGAGAGACAUGUAAAGGGUGAGUGAAGGUAAGUGAUAAGGUAACAUCAUAAUGUCUAGCAGCUCACAUGAAAAACCACACCUCCGUGGGUGUUGUUACUGUUGUGUGUUAGCUGUGAUUCAGAAAACUGUAAAUCAGGAGAUCAAUUCAAUGUCUGACACAUCUUAUUCCCAGAAGUUUUAGCUCCAGAGGAAAGAACUGGACCCUGCUUUCCCACUUAUUUAUUUAUAUAUUUAUUUAUUAUUGUUAUUAUUAUUAUUAUUACUUUAAUGGUGGCUAUACAGAAACUCAUUGCACUUGAAAAACUUCAUUCUGUAUUUUAGAUCAUUCUCCUGCUUUGAUUCUUAGUUCAGUAGCUAUCUGAAAGUGAUGGACCCAAAAAUAUGUUUCUAAGCAGAAACAAUAGCUUUUAUUAAUGAUAUAUAGAAUAUCUGGGAUAUCUAAAUUGGCCCAUUCGUUCUAUUUCUGUAACAUUUCAGCCAGUUUUAUAGCAAUUAAUUGUAUGGCUUUUACCAAGGACCUAUUUUAUAGUCUGUGUUAUUAUUCAUGCUGAGUACUCAUAUUACAGUUGUGUACAGAGAUCUCAACUACAGACCAGCUUCAUUGUACCAGACACCAAAAAAAUGCUUGUUCUUUCCACAAACUAACUCUCGGGCAUCGAUUCUACAUGUCCAGUCAGCCCCACUGCACAGUAGACAGAAAUCUUUUUUUCUGAGAAGAUCUGUCAUGUGCACAUGAACUACAUCAGUGUCAGUCAAACCUUGAGAGAGUGAACCAAAUCUUCUAGCGUACGUAAUUUCUGCCUCUUCACCACCAGGCCCCCAAAUCCAGUGAGGGGUGUCUGGUUCCUGUUUUAUUCCUGGUAAUGUUAAUGUUACAAAGUUAUCUGCACUCUGUCAAGUGUUGGAUUUCUUCCAGCCCUAGAAGAACAGACAGAGAAGUAUCCAAGUGGUUGGUCCCUGUUUGGCCAAAGAAAACAGUGUAUCAAGAGCUGUCUCAUUAACACAGUUAAAAGCAGUAAAAAUAAUAAUAAUAAUAAAAUAAUAAUUUUUUUAAAAAAAAAGUUCAAUCUUUACAAUGUUGUAUAAUUAAAUUUUUAAAGUAUUUAAAAACUCUAUUUUGUUAAGAAAAGGUGAAACUAUUUUUUGUAGCUUAAUAAAAGAUAUUUGUAUUUCAGAGACAGCAUCAAAACCCACUGACUGAAAGAAGGAAGGCUUUCUCCUGAAAUUCUUCUUCAUGACAUGCUCUGGCACUCACCACACACCGAGAGCUAGAUGGGGUGGCAUGCAUCGCCACAUCUGGCUAAUGCCAUCUCAAGCAACUUGCACAUUCCUGCUCUAGGAAACAUACAGCAUAGCCAGCUACUUCCCAUCAAAAUCCUUGGUCCAAAGCUUUCCUUCAAGCACACAAGCUAGGAGUAAUGUUAAAAGGUUCUUUUUGCAGGUGUCUGAUGACAUUAAAGUAACAAGAUCAUGCAGAUGCCCUUGCAGGUUAUUUUGGAUCUUACACCAGGAAUAGAGGAAGACAGUCAAUUAUUUCAUAAAGAGAAAGAAAAUGCCAUGCAACUCUCUGCCUUUCUUGUGUUGUAUCAUCCCAGUUUUAUCCCCGUCUUCCCAAACUCCCUGCCCCAGUAAGUUUUCAAGCACUGACAUCACUUCCAGGAUAUCCAGCUCGCCACCUCACAGUGCAUUCUUCCAUCCAUUGUAUUCAUACCGGGGGCUGAAUCCAGUCCCAGUCUGGAAUGAAGAGGAAGCUGUGCAUGCAGGUGGCACUGUAAUGUUGGAGUAAGUGAGAGAGAAUGAUGCUAACAGGCGCCGGGAGGAACCUGCCUCCCUUGCCCUGUUAUUUAACCUGCCCAUUAUGUAAUUAAUUGCCUUUGUUGUUAUUACUGCUUACGCAAGGCAUAUAGCCUUCCUUGUUCACCUUUCAAUCCAAACGUUGUUGCUCGUAUGUGUGUUCUCUCCAGGUCUGUAUUUUCAUUUGUAAAACGCAGACUGUUAACGACAGAAUUUCUGUUUUCAUUUUUUUUCUCACAGGAAAGACUUUAAGAUUUUCCAUAGUGCAGACUAACACUGAAAUACGUGAGCAAUGAGCAUUCAAAGCAAUCUGUUCAUCUCCUUCACCUCUGUUAUAUUUACACACGGUGUUGGCUAGAUAAAGAUAUGACACCAACAUCAGUGGAUUUUAAAAGGGAAUAGGCAAUCCGACAGCUUUCCUGAAUCGCGGUCUUUGAUAGGAGCAAUUAAUAUUGGUAAUUUGUAUGUUUGGUUUCAGAGGGCUGUUACUUUUCUCAAAGGGAUGGUUGUGAUGGUAUUAAUGGUGAGGGAACAAAGGAAUAUUGCUGUUGAUGAAAUCCUGAUGCCAUAUGGGCAUUAAGCUGAAGAUAAGAGAAUAAAAAUGAGUAAUUUAAGGUCUUCCGCCUUGAAGUAGUCACACUGACUGUUCAAGCACAUACGCUAUGCAGGAUGUGAUCCAGUACAAACAACCAUACCUUCCUGUUGACUGCAUCAGGUCUAAACCUUACAAAUGUCACUUGGGUCUGCAGUGCAUUACAUGAGCACUCAAUUUCGAUCAUGUGGCUGUGCAUAUUCAGAACUUGACUUUUAUGUUCUAGGGAGAUCCAUGGCUAUGACAAGGCAAGGUGUAAGUGAUCCAAACUACAUCUAACAGAGAAAUCGGGAGUUUUUUACAGGUCUGACACAGAGGACAUUUUUCACCCAGUUUGCUCAAGUGCCCGUGAACUUUCCGAUUAACUGUAGCUAAGGUUUGAGUUCAUGUUCUAGCCUGAGGGACAACCAAGGGGAGGAAGUUGGUUUUGCGUUUUGUUGUCCUAGGUUCACUGUAGCAGGGAGUUGACAUACCUCUAGCUCAAAACAGUCGGAUACUGAAUUUGGAAAUCAGUUAAGAAAUAAACUAAAAUACCUACGCACAGUGAAGGAGCUAAACUCAUCCUUCGCUAUUAAUCUUGUGAUAGUCUGUUGAAUUCCAGAAGUAUUAAUUUGACUGGAGAUAUGUUUAAUUUCUAUUGAAAUAAUAAUAAUUUGCCCUGUCUCCACAGUAGUAUUAGUAGGACUUCCCAGUCAAGAUUGAACACUUUCAGUCAAAUGCAGACCAACAGAUCUUUCUACAAUAAAUGCGGUGCUUUUUUAUUAUAAUACUUGCUGUACCUCAGUGUUUGUUAUUUAAAAAAACUGUCUGCAAUAUACUAAAUCUGGGAUAGGUUUUCCAGUUAUCACAAGGUCCAACAGAUUGGUUUGUUACUUUCUCUCUAGUGAGUCAUGUAGUUCCUUUGUUCUAGUAGCAAAACAGAUGCCUGUAGAUGGUAGAUACUAGGUAUAGUAAAUAUUGUACCAUUAGCCAAAUUCCCUGCAGCUUCCAAUUUCUCUAACAGAAAUGUCUGUUAUGUUUUUGUUAAAGACUACAUCAAGUCAAUGGCAGGAAUGGUCCUCAUUAUUGGACUGAUUUUGCUUAUAUUGACAGAAAAAUGUCACAUGAUAUUCAGGCUGUGCUUUCUAUUCAACCAUAUCACUAUACAGGAAUGUCAAUAAAAUCACUUUGUUAUGGCA
This is a messenger RNA of Oxyura jamaicensis (ruddy duck), 10205 nucleotides long. RefSeq names its product HECT, C2 and WW domain containing E3 ubiquitin protein ligase 1 (gene HECW1). Gene Ontology annotation, molecular function: protein binding; ubiquitin-protein transferase activity. Gene Ontology annotation, biological process: regulation of dendrite morphogenesis. Lineage: Eukaryota; Metazoa; Chordata; Aves; Anseriformes; Anatidae. The record is from RefSeq and is a predicted model, not a curated record. The transcript is spliced from 30 exons. The coding region runs from base 272 to 5092 and encodes 1606 amino acids.